Micromonas pusilla CCMP1545 is the source of this 1293-nucleotide messenger RNA. RefSeq lists its product as uncharacterized. Lineage: Eukaryota; Viridiplantae; Chlorophyta; Mamiellophyceae; Mamiellales; Mamiellaceae. Gene Ontology annotation, cellular component: DNA topoisomerase type II (double strand cut, ATP-hydrolyzing) complex; nucleus. The record is from RefSeq and is a predicted model, not a curated record. Gene Ontology annotation, biological process: DNA endoreduplication; chromosome organization. The transcript has a single exon. Bases 1 to 1179 code for a protein of 392 amino acids. Gene Ontology annotation, molecular function: double-stranded DNA binding.
AUGAUUGAAGAGAUCCCGUUUGCGUUUGAACGAGACGGGUCGUCCGCAGUCUCGCCCGCGCGUUCGGGGCACGCGCACCCCCCCGCCAACGCGGCGUAUCGCCCCCGCGGCGUACGCGUAGUCAUGGCGCCGAUCGUUCUGGACGACGACAGCGACGAUGACGUCCCGCUGUUCGCGCGCCCGCGCCCGCCGAUCGCGAAAAAAGACGAGUCGUCGAGCAGCGAGCCGGAGUGGAUGAACACGUUCAAGUCCCCGGUGCAGAAGAUCGUGGACGACCUGAGCUCGGACGACGACGUCCCGUCCGCGGCGGCGAUGCGGACCGCCGGGACCGCGGCGACGCCGAAGCCGGUCGAGCCGACGAAGGCGACGACGCCGCAGAAGACGACGAUCAAAUCCCCGCCCGCGCUCGCGGAGGAGGACGCGGACGACGACGACGACGACGACGACGUGAAGGUGGAGAAGGAGGUGAAAGCGGAGGAGACCAAGCCCGCGACUACUGCCACGGCUACUACCGCGGCGACGGCGAAGCCCGCGAAGAUGCCCGGGGCCAUGGGCGCGCCGACGCCGGACCGCAUCGGGGAGAUACCGCUGCUCAUGCCGGCGACGGUGAACAGGAACAAAAUCUUCUUCGAGUGCGAGGGCGCGGGCGAGUCAGUGGACUUGGAAGGCGACGUCGGCGUCGUCGGCCGCCUGCUCUCCGACCCGUCCGCGAAGUACACGUCCGGGGUGAAGGUCGACCUCAAGGGCGUGAUCUACGACGCGAAGAUCCUCCCCACGCCCGCGUCCAUCGUCGUCCUUGCGGUGAAUCAAACGGAAGCGAAGGUGGAGUGCAUCGCGAACGAUUACGUGCAACUGCGCAGAGACGUCACCGCGAACAACGUGGGAGGGACGUUAGAAGGGUACCUCGGCGUGGACAGUGACGACGACGAUCAGCACGAGAGAGGACGCGCCGCGGCCGGGAACAUGGCCGCGGCGGCGGUCAGGGGGAUGGACGACGUCUCCGACGACGACGAGUUCGGCGGCGGCGGCGGCGGGAAAAAGAGGAAAGGCGCGCCCGCGGCGCAAAAGCUCGGCGCGGACGGGAAGAAGAAGAAAACCGCGGGCGGGGGCGCGGGGAGGAAGCCGGCGAAGAAGGCGAAGAAGGCGAAGGCGAAAGGGGGGAGGGGGAAAAAGAAGUAGGUUAUCGAUCGACGAUUCGUGUUGCUCCGCGUUGACGUAGGCUGGCCGGCGGUCCCGAGAGAGGAAGUCUUUGGAAGAAAUAAAACGCUUUCUCGCUGACUUGGCGAAUUUACU